This is a messenger RNA of Closterium sp. NIES-67, 1040 nucleotides long. Lineage: Eukaryota; Viridiplantae; Streptophyta; Zygnematophyceae; Desmidiales; Closteriaceae. The record is from the annotation of a GenBank genome assembly.
UUUCCGAGCCAACAAUGGCAAGACGGGUAGACGUCACUAAGCGAUCCUCUGCUGCUAGGCCUGCAAUAUCUCUCGAUGACGGGGUCCCUCCUCCAGAACAUAACGGGGUCGACCUCCUUCCGAGACCACUUCCAUCUUCCGAGCAGCAAGACGCUCGAAAUAGGAUUCGGUCUAGGGAUUGGGCUGAUAAGGUUAUUGUUGUGGGAGAAUCCAGCGUGGGAAAGACGAACCUCAUUAUGAAAUACUGUGCCGGGGGUUAUUCUGAAGACUACAAGUCCACCAUCGGUGUCGACUUCUUUUGGCAAAAGUACAAGCACAGAGACUAUGAGUUCACGCUGAACAUAUGGGAUACGGCAGGCCAAGAGCGUUUUCGUGCAAUUUCCUCAACCUAUUACCGAGGUGCUCAUGCGUGCAUACUGGCUUUCGACCUGGGCGAUCCUAACACAUUUAACAAGAUGAAGAAGUGGGCCAGUGAGGUCACCAAGCACAACCAGGGUCAACAAGUGCUGUUCUUUCUAGUCGGCUGCAAGGCGGACAUGUUCCACGCGGUGAAACAUGACCAGGGGUUGAAGGUAGCACAGGAAUUGAAUGCAGAAUACUUCGAAGUCAGUGCUAAAUCAGGUGACAACGUCCCAUGGCUGUUCAACAGAGUAGCGUACGUCCUUUUGCAGCAUAAGAUUGAAGCCUGCAUGCAGCCCGCACAGCCUUUUUCUUCAGCAUUCAAGAGCAAGGUUGCUCCUAUGGGAGGAGGAAAAGGAAUUGGGAGUACAAGUGCUGGAAAGGGAACAGAAAACUGGAAGGAGAAGCACCAUGGGAAGGUUCUCUCCCUAAAGCGGUCAGACUCCAAAAAGCUAGAUCGUCCUAAGGGGCUUCUGUUCAAAUGUUGAGAGACCCAAAAUUUGCAACUCUGAUUCGUUUGUUGGAAGAUUGACCAGAUGAAAUCUGUCUUUGCGAAGCCACGUAUUUGCUACAUAUGAUCAAAGUUAGAAAUGUUGACUAGAGUGAGUCAAACAUGGUGGUUUUGUAUAGUAACCUCUUAU